GAAGAACUCGCUUUGGAAGACAAUUGUAUAGCUGUUCAAGAUAAAUCAAUACUUGAAUUGAUCCGUUCUCUGAUGGUAUAUAAGCUAUGUUCGUAUCAGAUGCUGAUUGAUCAGGCACCUUAUCUAAUUUCUUUGGCGGAAAAAUUACAUCUUGGAUCUCCUAUGUAUUGGAUGAUCAAAAGAACUUUUUUUGCUCAAUUUUGCGGCGGCGAAACAGCGGAGGAUUGUGAGAGCACAAUGUCUAGUUUGAAAAAACAUGGAAUUGAGUCUAUCCUUAAUUUGCUUAGCGAGACAGAUUUAGAUGACGGAUAUUACGAUUUGGAUAAUGAUGCUAUUCGAGAGAAAUGGGUUGAACAAGCCGACUAUGUUGCGCGUAUGAAGAUCCAUGCAAUUGAAAAUGCUUCCAUUAGACCAAACAAUUUUGUCUCUAUCGGAGUUACUGGCCUCUCAAAUCCGGUUUUCUUGAAGCGAUUUUCCACUUUUUUGAAUUCUCUAUCAGAGACAUUUCAUAAGCACGCUGCUAAAAAUGAUAACAAAUUAAACAGAUCUGAAUUUGAUUCGAUGAUAAGGGAGAUUUUUCAAACUGAUUCGGACAAUAUUUCAAGGAAACUUUUCAAUACAAUAGACUCUGAUAAGGACGGUGUUAUCGAUUGGAUUGAUUUUAUUAGCGUACUUUCGCCAGACAAUAAAGAAUUCAGAAUAUUAUUUUCCGCUACUACUACUACUAACAAUAAUGCGUUAGUGACGAAUGCAGAUUUGGAAGAUUACGAUAAGUUACUGGGUCGACUAAACAAAAUAUGUGAAAGUGCCCAACAGAAAAAAGUCCGACUACUGAUUGGUGCAGAGAAAUUAUAUUUUCGACCAAUUAUUGAUCAUGUAGCACUAACACUUGCUCAUCGAUACAAUAAGUUAAAUAACGGGCACGGGCCUAUUGUAUUCAACACAUAUCAAAUGUAUUUCAAAGAUGCUGGAACACGACUAGCCAUGCAUUAUGAACUUUCCCGUCGUCAUCAAUUUGUAUUUGCGGUUAAACUUGUUCGUGGGGCAUAUUUGGUAAGCGAAUGUAAGCGUGCAGCCAUUGAAAAUUAUCCUGAUCCUAUUCACGAUACUUUGCAAGAUACACAUAAUUCAUACGACCAUGGAGUUGAAUUCUUAAUUAAUGAAAUGCAAAGAAAUGCAGGAAAGCCAUUAGAUAUUACGAAUAGCCCUAUAGUUCUUAUGAUCGCUUCGCAUAAUAAAGAUUCAAUAAUUCGCGCGUGCACAUUAAUGGAUAAUCUUGAAAUACCAUCAAAAUCUG
Messenger RNA from Ambispora leptoticha, 1297 nucleotides. NCBI's taxonomy places the organism in Eukaryota, Fungi, Glomeromycota, Glomeromycetes, Archaeosporales, Ambisporaceae. The record is from the annotation of a GenBank genome assembly.